This is a messenger RNA of Daucus carota subsp. sativus, 2057 nucleotides long. RefSeq lists its product as uncharacterized. Gene Ontology annotation, cellular component: cytoplasm. The record is from RefSeq and is a predicted model, not a curated record. The coding region runs from base 113 to 1705 and encodes 530 amino acids. NCBI's taxonomy places the organism in Eukaryota, Viridiplantae, Streptophyta, Magnoliopsida, Apiales, Apiaceae. The transcript is spliced from 13 exons. Gene Ontology annotation, molecular function: GTP binding; ribosome binding.
GAUAGCUAGGUCCGUACAAGAAAAGAAGAUAUACAUAUAAAUACAUGUAGGCUAAACUUGGCUUAACGGUGAGAAAUUAAAUGAGAAAAGAUCAGAAAGCACUGGAUAUAUAAUGACAUCCUGCUUCUUUAAUUCAUCGAUUCUAAUUCCUUCAUCUUCAUCAUCGUCACUUUGUAAUUCUGAUAAUUAUACAAACCCUAACAUAAGUUUCCCCUUUCGCAAACACGCCGCUCACAGAUGCGUUAUCAGAGCUGUACAGGAUGGAGCUGCAGCUGGAAUUCUAUCCCCUGAAGUCGUCGUGGAUGAUACCUUAGUUACACAGGUGGAACAAGUUGCGGAAGAGGAGAAAGUACAGAGCACUCCGAGGAAGAGAGUUUCGAAGAAGAAAGAUGACGACGAUGAUGAUACGAGGUUUAAGCUGCGUAAUGGAAGAGAGGUUUUUGAAGAGAAGGCUUACCUUGUUGGUGUCACACAAAAAGGUGACAAGGACGAUGCAUUUGGUAUAGAGGAAUCACUAAAGGAACUGGCGCAGCUGGCUGACACUGCUGGACUAUUGGUUGUUGAUUCCACCUAUCAAAAACUCUCUACUCCAAACUCGAGGACGUACAUUGGAUCAGGCAAGGUUGCAGAAAUCAAGACUGCAAUUCAAGCACUAGAUGUUGAGACUGUAAUAUUUGAUGACGAGCUUUCACCAGGACAGUUGCGUAAUUUGGAAAAGGCCUUUGGUGGAUAUGUUAGAGUUUGUGAUCGCACUGCUCUCAUCCUAGAUAUCUUUGACCAGCGAGCAGCAACACGUGAAGCGGCUUUACAGGUAUCAUUGGCACAAAUGGAAUACCAAUUACCACGACUAACAAAAAUGUGGACGCAUCUUGAGCGUCAAGCUGGUGGACAGGUGAAAGGUAUGGGUGAGAAACAGAUUGAAGUGGACAAGCGUAUUCUACGUACUCAAAUUGGUACCCUUAAGAAAGAGCUAGAAUCUGUCAGGAAACAUCGAAAGCAGUACCGGAACAGACGAGUUUCCGUACCUGUGCCGGUUGUAUCUUUGGUUGGCUACACAAAUGCAGGAAAAAGUACACUUUUAAAUCAACUAACAGGGGCUAAUGUUCUCGCGGAGGAUCGGCUGUUUGCUACACUUGAUCCGACUACACGAAGAGUACAGAUGAAGAAUGGGAAAGAAUUUCUUCUUACAGAUACUGUUGGAUUCAUCCAAAAAUUGCCAACUACACUUGUUGCUGCAUUCCGAGCAACAUUAGAGGAAAUUGCAGAGUCAUCACUGAUGGUGCAUGUCGUGGAUAUUAGCCAUCCUCUGGCGGAGCAACAGAUAGAUGCAGUGGAUAAGGUUCUUUCAGAAUUAGAUACGGCAUCGAUUCCGAAAUUAAUUGUCUGGAACAAGGUUGACAAAGCUAGUGAUCCUCAACGGAUCAAGUUAGAAGCUAAAAAGAAGGAAGAUACAAUAUGCAUAUCUGCAUUAACUGGUGAAGGAAUGGAUGAAUUUUGCAACGCUGUACAUGACAAGUUGAAGGAUUCUAUGGUAUGGGUCGAAGCUUUGAUUCCAUUUGACAAAGGUGAACUCCUUAAUACCAUACAUCAGGUUGGAAUGGUUGAGAAAGCUGAAUAUACAGAGAGGGGGACGUUGGUCAGGGCACAUGUUCCCCUGCGGUUUGCAAGGCUUCUAACCCCAUUGAGGCAAAUGUGUGUACAAUAGUUUCAAAUUUCUUUGUUGAUGAUCCCCUCAUUGAAGAAAUCUCCUUACUUAUACAAACAAAUUUAUAUGGCAUCCUCUCUGUAUGGUCACGUCAGAGAAGAUGCUAAUAUGCUAGGCUAAAUGUAAAUUUCAAAAGUCCAUAACAUGCAAAUGUAAUUGAUAGAAAAUCAUGUAACAAUUAAACUAGUCAAUACAAACAUUUGAAGAGUACAAGGAAGUUAGGUUUCUCUGAAAUUUGUAAUUACAAGUGUUAUACAGUUUUUUAACCUUUUCUUUGUUUCAGUGGUUUAGGUGUUAUACCAAUGUAACUUACUUGAAUGUGUGCUAAUAAUAUUGACAGUGUUUUAAAUCC